AUGACAUACUAUGACUUUUUUAGAAAUCUUAUUCUGAGCUCUCCAAACAAAAUCUGUGAUGCGUCAACAAUUUAUACAUAUUUAACCGAAGAGCUGUAUACAAAUACAAAGCUCCAGGUAGUAGUAGGAGUGUCUGUUGUUUUUAUUGCAUUUAUACUUUUCAUUGUGUAUUGCAAAGCAUGGGAUGCCUAUAGCAGAUACAUCAUUUACCUUCUCGGGCUACAAAUUUUUUUUAUAGCUCUGAUGUUCAAGAUUUCAAAAUCAGGCUUUGGAUCAGAAUUGUCAAAUCUUGAUCAGAAACUCUAUAAUGCAUUGAAAGGGAUGGAUGAGUCGAAAACAUCUGCCUUCUCAAGUAUUGUUUUGUUUUUGCUUACCAAAAUGCAUUCUAAUAGUAAUAUUUCAAAAUGCGAGGCUUAUAAGGUAAAUAGAAACACCAGCAUUGAGCCAUCAAAUUCAAUAUUUUCAUCAUAUUUGGCAAUGCCCUUAAAGGACAAGAACGACGGUAUCAAGUUCAAACACACUAAGAAGUCAAAAAUACUCCUAGAUGCAAGCGGCAUGCCAGAUCUGAAGCUCGAUUCGCCAAUAAACGAGAAUGUAAGUCUAAAUGGUGGCAAUGGCACUGUAUUUGAGCAUGCUAAUUUUUCAAAAAACGUGCUUACACCAUUUAGGAAUGAGAAGAUUUAUGAACUAAAACCACAUAAGGAUGAAAAGGCUACCAUGCUGCAGUCAACAGAUGUGAAAGACGAGAAGAUCAGUACACCCACAUCCGCACUUGUCAAAAAUGAAAAGACAAAAGAGCUUGCCAUUAAAAAAGAAAUAUCGCCUGAGAGGAACACGUCUUCUGAUGAUAAUUUAAACACUGUGACUGAAAACAAGAUUAUAAAAACAGAAGCCUUAAAAGUUGUGGAUGAUGACAGUGACAUAAACAACGAUCCGUACUUUAGUGACGUUCUUAGAACACUUAACAAUGAGUUUACAACUAACAAUAAACUUUCCGGAAGCUUUAAGGAAAUAGCUAAAAUUAUCGAUAAAACUGACAAUGAAGUAUUAGAGUUAGAUGCAAGCUUAAAAAAGCUCAUCAACCUGGGAAGUUCUAUAGAAAAGGAGCUUAAGUCUUUCAAUGUUUCUUUAAGAGGUAUAGAAAAUAUUAGGUCGCAGCUGAUUACAACUCUAAGAAAAAUGUUGCCUGUAAAAUUCAUUAUUGAUAACUUAAAUUACAAGGAAAGCUCUGACAGACAGCUAAAUCAAAUAUUCAAAGCUGAUGACGGAAGCGACAAUCAUGAGUUUACACACAACCCAAAUGAUAACAAGAAUAUAGUUACAGCAGUGCAAAUAUGUUUAAUUUCACAGGCAAUUGUGUGCAUUAUUUUCUUUAUUCAGGUCUUAACAAACGGAAGUAUAUACGCUCUGAGAAUGGUUUCUGUGAUAUUGCUGGGAGCAGACAUCAUUUUGGGAAUAUUAGUGAUGGCACUGGCUCACUUCUAUGAUAAAGAUUGUGUAUUAGGCAGAGUUCCUAACUGUGGUUCAAUAUUCAGUAAAAGUUUUACUCAAUUUGCCAAAUCUGCAAAUCUUGAUCUUAAAUCCACCGAAAUGUCAAAAGUUGAAGCCUUGAAUAAGUCCUUGAAUAAAAUUGGAACAAGAACAAACAACAUCACAACGUUUCUGAAAGAUAUGUUUGAAGACAAUCUGAUCGGAGAAUAUCGGGUUUAUAAUGCCCAGCUAAAAAACAUGUUGGACAAACUGAACUUUAUAAAAGAUGAUUUUAAAGAGCUAACACAUGGAAAGGUCGACAACAAUGAAUUUUUCUCUUUGGUUGAUAGCAUAGAACUUCGACUUUCUCAGAUAUCACAGAAUGUAUCACUUGUUAAUCCCAAAUUUCUAUUUGAGUUUUACACAAAAGAAGUAAUUUUCGGCAAUUAUAUUAAGACUGAAAAGGACCGAAUCAUAGCGAACUCUGAAAAACAAAUGGGUGACCGUAUACUUAAAAAUAAGUGGAGAAAUAAAAAGGAAUGUGAAGCAAAAUGGAAAGAUGUAUGCAACAAGAAAGAAAAGCUAGACCAACUGUCUCUUCUGAUGGUUUUUGGUUCAUUUAUUUUUAUGAUAGGAUUUGCUGUGCUGUAA
Molecule: messenger RNA, 2121 nt
Organism: Vittaforma corneae ATCC 50505
Lineage: Eukaryota; Fungi; Microsporidia; Nosematidae
Exons: 1
Coding region: 1-2121 (706 amino acids)
Source: RefSeq, a predicted model, not a curated record